Molecule: messenger RNA, 2529 nt
Organism: Thyridium curvatum
Lineage: Eukaryota; Fungi; Ascomycota; Sordariomycetes; Thyridiales; Thyridiaceae
Exons: 2
Coding region: 1-2529 (842 amino acids)
Biological process (GO): glucan catabolic process
Molecular function (GO): beta-glucosidase activity
Source: RefSeq, a predicted model, not a curated record
AUGGCCCGAGCUUUCAAGGAAGACAUGGCUAUUAGGAAGCGAGGCGUUGCGUUAGUCGUCAUCGCCGUGCUCGUCGUCGUCGGCGGCGGUCUGUCCGGCCUCGCCGCCCUGCGCCACCGCGGCGGCGGCUCCUCGAGCAGCGGCGCCGCGGCCAGCGACGAGAUCACCGACGACACGCACUUUUACGGCCAGUCCGAGCCCGUCUACCCGGCGCCCGAGGCCAAGGGCACGGGCGAGUGGGCGGCCGCGUACGAGAAGGCGGCGGCCAUGGUCAGGAACAUGACCUUUGCCGAGAAGAUCAGCCUCACGGCCGGCGUGCGCGCCGAGACGAGCUGCUCCGGCAACGUCCCCGCCGUCAAGCGUCUCGGGUUCCCGGGUAUGUGCAUGAGCGACGCCGGCCAGGGCCUGCGGAUGACCGACUUUGUCAGCUCCUUCCCCAGCGGCAUCCACGUCGGCUCGAGCUGGAACCGGGGCCUUGCCCGGAGGCGAGCGAGGGAGAUGGGCGCCGAGUUCAAGAGGAAAGGGGUCAACGUCCUGCUCGGCCCGGUGGUGGGACCCCUAGGGAGGACGGUGCUGGGAGGCCGGAACUGGGAGGGCUUUUCUGUCGACCCAUAUCUAUCUGGGCAGUUCGCCUUCGAGACCGUGACGGGCGUGCAGGCAGUCGGAGUCAUGACGAGCACGAAGCACUACAUCGGCAACGAGCAAGAGACGAACAGGAUGCCCUCGGGCCAGACGCAGGCCGUCUCUGCCAAUAUAGACGACAAGACGAUGCACGAGGUCUACCUCUGGCCCUUUCAAGACGCUGUUCGCGCCGGCACCGCCAACAUCAUGUGCUCCUACCAGCGCGUCAACAACUCGUAUGGGUGCGCCAACAGCAAGACGCUCAACGGGCUCCUGAAGACGGAGCUCGGGUUCCAGGGCUUCGUCGUGACGGACUGGAACGCCUUGUACACGGGGUCCGCGGCCGCACUUGCCGGCCUGGACAUGGCCAUGCCCGGCGACGAAGGGCUCUGGGGCGACAAGCUCGCCGAAGCGGUCAAGAACGGCACGGUCCCGGAAUCCCGCCUGACGGACAUGGCCACGAGGAUCAUCGCCGCGUGGUACCGACUCGGCCAGGACGCAGACUUCCCCGAUCCGGGCGUCGGCAUGCCGCCGGACCUGUCCAAGCCGCACCAGAUAGUGGACGGCAGGAAUGCCUCGUCCAAGCCCGUUCUCCUGGACGGCGCCAUCGAGGGCCACGUCCUGGUGAAGAACGUGAACAAGACGCUGCCGCUAAAGUCACCCCGGAUGGUCUCCAUCUUUGGGUACUCGGCCAAGAGCCCCGACCAGAACAACUGCGUCGGGCCCGGCGCCCUCGCCUGGAUGAACGGGCUCGGCUUCACGUCGGGCGCCACGCCGCAGGACGCGGGCAUCUCUACGGCCGGCACGAUAUACAGCGGCGGCGGCUCCGGCGCGACCUCGCAGUCGCUCCUGAGCUCACCGUACGACGCCCUGGUGAGCCAGUUCUUCGAGGACGGCACCGAGGCGUUCUGGGACCUGACGUCGGCCGAGCCCGCCGUCAACCCGGCCUCGGACGUCUGCCUCGUCCUCGCCAACUCGUACGCCUCGGAGGGCUACGACCGCCCCGCCGCGCGCGACGACUACACCGACGGCCUCGUCAGGCGCGUCGCCGACCAGUGCAACAACACCGUCGUCGUCGUCCACAACGCCGGCGCGCGGCUCGUCGACCGGUUCGUCGACCACCCCAACGUCACGGCGCUCAUGUUUGCGCACCUGCCCGGCCAGCACUCGGGCCGGGCCCUGGCCUCGCUGCUCUACGGCCGGGCCAACCCGUCGGGCAAGCUGCCCUACACCGUGGCCAGGAACGAGUCCGACUACGGCGGCGGCGGCGGCGGCGGCGUCUACGCGCCCGCCAGGGGCGAGGGCCGGUUCCGGUGGUUCCCGCAGGCCGACUUCUCCGAGGGCGCGCUCGUCGACUACCGCCACUUUGACGCCCGGGGCAUCGAGCCGCGGUACGAGUUCGGCUUCGGGCUGUCGUACACGACCUUUGCCUACAGCGACCUGCGCAUCACCAGCCUUCUGUCCUCCACCAAUAGCAGCGCGAGCAACAACAGCACCAACAGCACCAACAGCACGGGCGAGUACCCGGUCGGGCCCGUCAGGGAAGGCGGGCCCGCGGACCUCUGGGACGUCGUGGCGCGCGUGACGGCCAACGUCACCAACACGGGAGACGUCGGCGGCGCCGAGGCGGCCCAGCUCUACGUGUCGAUGCCUCCUGGCGGCGGCGGCGGCGACGGCGACGGCGACCGUGACGACGACGUCCCCGUCCGCCAGCUCCGGGGCUUCGACAAGCCGUUCAUCGGCGCGGGGCGGUCGGCGACGGUCAGCUUCGCGCUCACGAGGCGGGACCUGAGCGCGUGGGAGGUCGCGGCGCAGAGGUGGCGCCUGCGCCGCCGGGGCGCGUCGUACGGGGUGUACGUCGGGCCGAGCAGCAGGAGGCUGCCGCUGCGGGGGGAGCUGGUGCUGUGA